CGGAAUAUGCCUCUCUGUUGGACUCUGAUGUUUGCUACUUUUUGCACUGUGAACCAAGAUCGCUCUCUACGAAACUGUAGACAAUUGAGUUGACAAUGCAAGAAACGGUUUCGGAAUAUCGGUCUCUGGCAUUUCCAGUCAGGACACCGCACAGCCACCGAUUUAAACUUCAGCCAAGUUAAUCGUUUAUUCCCUGAUAUGACUCCGACAUGACUCACUGAGAUUUUACAUUCUAAGGAAUAUCAUCUCAGUGGGUCCCUUAAUUGUUCCAAGGUGCCAAUGCGGAUACGCGCUUCUGGAGGCAGAUCUUGGUGGCUGUGUUUUGACUUUCCUUGGAGAACGCAAUGGACUUCAAAUAGUAAACAUUCAAAACAUGCACCAUGACCGUGUAAGACAUAGAUGAGACCUCACUAUUCGAUCAUCUUGCCUGGCAUCUUGGAUGAAAGUUUUUUUGUGGUCAUCGGUCCAUACGAGGGAGAGAACAGCGAUGCUCACUAACGUUACAAAUUCUAACUGCAGCACGCAGGAUACUGACGUUCAUUAUAACUUUCCUGUUCUUGUAUUUGGGAUACUGCUAAUAAUCGUCAUUAUUGGUGGAAAUACUCUUGUGUGCCUUAGUGUUUACACGGAAAAGGCUUUAAAAACUACAACAAACUACUUUAUUGUCAGUUUGGCUGUUGCAGACUUGAUGCUGGCUGUGUUGGUUUUGCCACUGUAUGUUUAUUCUGAGUUUCAGGGCGGCAUUUGGUCCUUGAACAUGAUGGUUUGUGAUGGGCUGAUGACAAUGGAUGUGAUGCUGUGUACGGCUUCCAUAUUCAACCUGUGUGCCAUCAGCCUGGACAGGUUCAUUGCUGUUGCAGUUCCUCUGCAUUACAACCGUAAGCACGUUGACAACAGGCAGAUCAUUCUUCUCUCCGGCACCUGGUUACUGGCCUUUGCUGUGGCCUCCCCCAUUCUCUUUGGAAUAAACAACGUCCCUGACCGCGACCAGUCGGAGUGCAAACUAGAGGACGACAACUACGUGGUCUACUCGUCCGUCUGUUCCUUCUUCAUCCCCUGCCCCAUCAUGCUGCUGCUGUACUGCCGCAUGUUCUAUGGCCUGCGCCAGUGGGAGGAAGCCCGCAAGGCCCGGCUGCUCAAGAGCAUCCAGACCUGCCGGACCCUACAGGCGCCCGCGGCCCGGGCGACUGUCCAGAAGCCCUCAGUUUCGGCCACACAGCUGCAGAAGCAGGAGCCUCGGUCUCCGUCUCAACCUCAACCGGUGCAACCACCACGCCUGCCCCGGGUCAUUGAGAAGGACCUGGCCCAAGCGAGGAUGGAGGACAAUGAAGAGUCGACCACCCCAGAAUUCCCGCUGCCCCUUAAGUACAGGAACAGUGUCAUUCAGACAGUGUCGUACCCGGACGUCACAUACAGCCCCUCGCCGCGCAGGAAGAAGAAGGGGGCCAAACUGAACGGGCGUGAGCGGAAAGCAAUGAAGGUGCUGCCGGUGAUUGUAGGUGCGUUCCUGUUCUGCUGGACGCCCUUCUUCGUUGUGCACACCACCAGGGCCAUGUGUGAGUCCUGUGAUAUCUCCCCUUACCUGAUGAGCACUGUCACCUGGCUGGGGUACGUCAACAGCGCUCUCAACCCCAUCAUCUACACAGUGUUCAACACAGAGUUCAGGAAGUUCUUCCGCAAGUUUGUGCUCACCUGUUGGUGAAUGGAGAAAUGAUGAACGGCGCAAAAAUGUUUCCGCAUCCUUGAAAUUGCAGUGACUGCAUUAUGCAGCACUGUGGACCAGAUCUUCCAGCUGUGUGAUGAUUAUUCUGCUCCUUUGCUUUUGUACGGCGCACAUAUUGUCAUUGAAUUCUUGAAAUGAAGUGACUGCAUUAUGUGAUACUAUGGGCCAUUGUGGGCCAAGUGCUGCAUGACGUGAUAAAUAUAUUUAGUUUUUGUACAGAUCUGUCACCCAUUCUACCUUUGCUACUAUUUUUUUAUGUCUGUGACAGCAGAAUGUAAGUUUGUUUGUUAAAAGGUGCCUAUUGUUCUCUCGCUCAUCCACGUUUUAUGUGGAAAACUAUCCAUUAAUAUGAUGUUUUCCCCUCGAAACAAGAAAACGCACCAGAAAAGUGUUGCCAACACAUGGACGCUGGACACUAUACAUAAGAACUGAUUCAUAGUGAUUUAUUAGUUUUGCUGUAAGAACAUGACUUGAUUCUUCAGUGUACGCUCCUGCUGUACCCAAACAAGUAUUUUUAAGUAUUCACAGUAGAGAUAAAACACCACAGACUAUAGGAUGUUGCUAUAAUAUUCAAUACUCAACUGCUCAUAUAAAACACAUCAUACUGUUUAAUCUAUUAUGCAUUGCCAUCCCAUCACCAGCCUGGUCUAUGAAACUAUAUUUAUGUAUAGUUGCAUGAUAGUAUGCUACAGUUUGUUACAUAAUUAACUGUAGGGGAAAAAACUGCAGUUUAUAUUUCUCUCUGCCAGUUCUUGACAAUGGUAACAGUAAACAGUUCUGUACUUGAUGAAGAUCCUGUGAAAGAUUUAAUGAAAACAAAAUCAAGUUAAGUUGUUUUUCAUUGUUGUUUCCUAAACUUUAAAUUCUAAAACUUUUGGAAGACACGAAGUCAAAUAUGACCUGAACAAAUUGUUUAUUUAUUCAGUGCCAUGGAAUGGUUUAAUAAAUUGGACCAUAAA
Sardina pilchardus (European sardine) is the source of this 2682-nucleotide messenger RNA. RefSeq names its product dopamine receptor D4b (gene drd4b). Gene Ontology annotation, molecular function: dopamine neurotransmitter receptor activity, coupled via Gi/Go; G protein-coupled receptor activity. Bases 440 to 1702 code for a protein of 420 amino acids. Lineage: Eukaryota; Metazoa; Chordata; Actinopteri; Clupeiformes; Clupeidae. Gene Ontology annotation, cellular component: plasma membrane. The transcript is spliced from 4 exons. Gene Ontology annotation, biological process: regulation of potassium ion transport; adenylate cyclase-activating adrenergic receptor signaling pathway; phospholipase C-activating dopamine receptor signaling pathway. The record is from RefSeq and is a predicted model, not a curated record.